GAAGCCAUGGAGCAGCUGAAACAAGCACUCACGUCCGCGCCUGUACUCAUCUUGCCAGACCCCGAACGCGACUACGUCAUCGAAGCUGACGCUAGUCACCAAGCAGUGGGAGCAGUCUUGAUGCAAGAUCUAGGAAACGGACUGCAACCAAUCGCCUACCUCAAAAAGGAACUACACAGGGCAGGACUCAAUUACCCGAUACACGACAAGGAGGCCCUUGCUAUUAUCAUCACCUUCAAAACGUGGAGAUGUUACCUCGAAGGACGGAAAACAACUGUCUACACCGACCACUGCAGCCUAGAAUAUUUGAAGACCCAGCCAACCCUCUCCAGGCAGCAGGUCUGGUGGAUUGACUUCCUCGAGACACACUUCCACUAUGGCAUCGUGUACAAGCCCGGCCAUAGAAACAAAGCAGACGCCCUUAGCCGGCCUGCACAUGUUGCCGCCAUCCAGAUCGAAGGGAUGAAUCCACUCCUCAAGGGACUCUUCACACACGGGUAUACCAUCGACCCCGAAAUUUCCUUGGCAGAAAAGCGACAUCUGCUACAGUGGGACAGUGACAUCGUGUACCGGAAGGGAUCAACGAAAAUCUGGGUACCCAAUUACCCUCCUUUGUGCCAGUUACUACUCGAAGAAUACCACGAUGUCCUGUACAGAGGGCACUUCGGUAGCAACAAGACACUCGCCGGUAUGGCGAAGCACUACUACUUGGCCCACCUGGCAAACGAUGUCCAGAAAUUCAUCACCUCGUGUGAUACAUGUCAGCGGAUGAAGAGCAGCAAGCAGAAGAAGGCGGGACUGCUACAGCCUCUUCCUGUCCCAGAACAACCAUGGCAAGUGGUUAGCCUGGAUUUCAUUACCAGGUUACCACCUACCACAAGCGGUCAUGACGCAAUUCUCGUCGUCAUUGACAAAUUCUCCAAAAUGGGACACUUCAUCCCGACACACACAACAUCACGCACCAAAGAGACAGCACAACUAUUCGUGUGCGACAUUAUCUCACAACAUGGCAUUCCAACUACACUCAUCUCCGACCGAGACCCCAAGUUCACCAGCAAGUUCUGGAAGGAACUCAUGUCUCUGCUCGGGACCAAACUUGCCAUGUCAUCCGCCUACCAUCCACAGACAGAUGGACAGACCGAGCGCCUCAACCAAAUUGUCGAGCAACUCCUCCGAGCAGCCUACAAAGACGAGAUCUCCAAAUGGGACUUGCACCUGCCCGUACUAGAGUUUGCUUACAAUAAGAUACUUAUGUCGCUACUGGACAGACCCACCUGGAAGAUUCACAACGCCUUCCAUGUCCAGCUUUUAAAGCCCUACCGCGAUCCCAACACGGUCUUCACCGGACGCCGACCGUCACCGCCGCCGCCCGUCCUCGUCUCCGAUGAAACUGAAAACGGGAUCGAGACUGUGCUCCCACACCGCCGUCGUCGGAAUGGUAUCGUGGAGCUUCUCAUUCGUUGGAAGGGUUAUGAUCCUUCUGAGGAUAGCUGGGUCCCCGAAUCCGACAUGGGUAACGCCCGUCGUCCUCUUCGGUGAUUCUAUUUCCAGAAGGGUCUAUUUCCU
Molecule: messenger RNA, 1566 nt
Organism: Closterium sp. NIES-67
Lineage: Eukaryota; Viridiplantae; Streptophyta; Zygnematophyceae; Desmidiales; Closteriaceae
Source: the annotation of a GenBank genome assembly